GAUCUGCUGCCCUCCCACCUCUAUAUUUACCCCUGAGAUUAACGGGGGUAUUUACUGUGUUCCAGACCACUAAGUAUUUCUCAGGGAAUCAAACUGAGGACGUCGGCUUUCUUGUUUCCAUUUUUUCCCCUUUGACCUCUGUUUUGGUCGUUCCGGCUUUGGUUACAAGCUGCAGUCUGAAGAUUCAGCGUGAAACAUCAUCGACGUCCAGCAGCGACCUGCGGCUUUGAGAAGAAAACCGCUGUACUCGUCUUCGUCGGGUGUUUUCCCAACAGUCUUUCUGUCCACCUCUUCACCUGCGUUACGUCUGAUUUGACUUUCCAAUCCAAUUUGGCUUCCUGUCAUCCUUCCUUUCCUUCCUCUCUUGAAGAAACAAGACUUCUGCUGUUUAGCUGCAGUUGCAUCUACACACACAUGUGCAGAUACUCCACAAUCACACACACACCUUGGAUCGACCUCCACUCCACAGUCACACGCCUUCGUCUCAGUCGGCUACAGCGAGUAAAUUGGACAAAUUCAGAGAAAAGAGAGGGAACAUUUAAAAAGAUCCCACGAAUUGAAGGAAGAAUAAAAUCAAUGGUUUGAAAAAAGACGGGCUUUGGACAGGCAGUUUGUCGUGUGGGAGUCGAGGCUUUCAAGGUUUGUUUAAACCUGCCAUCUUCCUCCAUCAUGGUGGACCUGUUUUUAAACCGAGUUCUGGUGGAAAAUAACUCCGAUCAGGAUGAACUCAACACGGAGCGGGAGAUCAUUGGGAUCCUGGAGAACCGCAUCAUCUUGCUGUUCUUUGCAUCCAUUGGCUGUGAGAAAUGCCACAAGUUUGUGCCGGUCCUCAAUCAUUUUUUUAAGAGACUCAAAGAUCCGGCUUAUAUUGAAUAUCCAAAGUUGCUUGCACUCAUCUACGUCAGCUUGGACCAGUCGGAAGAGCAGCAGGAAAAGUUUCUAAAAGAAUUCCACAAGAAGAUUUUGUUUCUCACCUUUGAUGACCCCUACAGGAAGGAACUGCAGAGCAUCUUUCAGGUGACGCACACACCAACGGUUGUGGUGCUGCGCCCUGACGGCUCCGUCCUUUCUCCAAACGCCGUCCACGACAUCUCUCAUCUUGGCACCAACUGUUUUCACAACUGGCAGGAAUCGUCAGAGAUCGUUGAGAGGACGUUCAUGCUGAACGAGGAGUUCGACGACCUUAACCUACGCAGCGCCACCGACCCUGUGAGGAGGCUCAAAUACAAGACUGAGGAUGACAAGAGGAGGAAGAGAUGGUGGAAGUUAUGGGAGAAAGAAGACAGAAACAGCCAGAAAGAGAAAAAUGAGACACUGGAUGACAGGAGAAAAGAGCCAGACAAGGGAACAUGGAGAAAAAGAUAAUUAAAAUAAGCUGUAGAUAUGUGGAGUCAUAAAAAGUACUUGUAAUGAUCCAAUCAGAUCAUUGGCCUCAAUGCAGUAUUGUAUGUCUUGUACUGAGGCUUGUGUUGAUCUUGUUGGUUGUCUCUUUCAUCCUAAGAUAAGGAAACAUAUAAUCAUUACUAGUAAAACCCUUCAUGUCUGAAUUUAUCAAUUCUAUGACUACUUUGAAGGAAACCAAAUAGUACUGUUGUUCACACAAAAAUAAUGUUUUGAAGCAGAUGCCAAGACUCAUAUCAAACCGUUGUGAUGUGUAGCCUGAAGGUGAAGUUAAAUCAAAUGUUGCCAAAUUCAGAUACUACAGAAUCAGAAAAAAUAGAUAUUACUGUGUUUAAAGUUCAUGAUCCAUGUGAUCAAACCCUGAAAUGUUGUUAUUAAAAAUUGUUCUGUUGUC
Messenger RNA from Oryzias latipes (Japanese medaka), 1795 nucleotides. RefSeq names its product nucleoredoxin-like protein 1. The record is from RefSeq and is a predicted model, not a curated record. Gene Ontology annotation, cellular component: mitochondrion. Gene Ontology annotation, biological process: photoreceptor cell maintenance. Lineage: Eukaryota; Metazoa; Chordata; Actinopteri; Beloniformes; Adrianichthyidae.